Stylophora pistillata is the source of this 939-nucleotide messenger RNA. RefSeq lists its product as uncharacterized. The record is from RefSeq and is a predicted model, not a curated record. Lineage: Eukaryota; Metazoa; Cnidaria; Anthozoa; Scleractinia; Pocilloporidae.
GGGGGCGGGAAAAGGCUCUGGCAUAGGCUGACGAGUUCUCGUUUUUGAUUGGCUUACGAAAUCUGAUAAUUUAUGCUUAUUUUCGUGGCGCGAUUAGCAUUCCUAAACAAAUAUGGCGGAAGGUACCGCCGAAAUCGAAACACCGAAGAAGAAAUCCCUUGCGUAGACUUUGCUGUGAGGCCACUGAAAGUCGACACGUGGUCAAAGUAUUUGGAAAAGCUGGUGUUAGUCAAGAACUCGCCUCGAAAAUAGAAAGUACCUGUGCUGUUUCGCUUCGCGAGAGUGAUUAUAAGUUGAAUUCUGUGUGCCGCAAAUGCAUAAACUUCGUAAACAAGAUGUACGAUUUUGUGAAGAAAACGAGACGUGUCAACCAGACCAUCUAUUUGCAGCCAACGGACGUCUCUGUAAAGCGUUGCAUUGAUGUUUCACCUUCGUCCUGCCAGCAAACGAAGAGGAAAUCUACGACGCAAGUGACAGCGAAAGAACUCUUCCCUCCCUCCCAAACCGCCAACGCGAAUGAAGACCCGAUGUCUCAGGACGAAGUAGUCCCAAUUAUGGAUGGAGAACACAACUCAACGGCCGUGAAUGAGGCGACAUUGACAAUUACUCAGCAAAGAAUGCUUGUAAGUGCCGUAAACUCAAGGGAUGCUGCUGUUGUGGCCAUGAUAUUACAUGAUUACUGCACAAACGUUGUAAAAGAAUUGGAUGGUCUUCGCUUCAGAGACAUCGAAUCAUUUUGCGCAAAACUCUGCAAACGGAAAAGGGGUUCUGUCCUACACGGACACGAUUACGAAAGCUCAGAAAAUUUCAAGUUUGUUGACAUUUGGAACGAGCUUCUUGUCAAUUUUCCCUUCAUUGUGUCAGUGAUGAACGCUCUUUCUGGCAAAACUAGCGAUCAGAGAGAGGAACUACGAGUGAAAUAGGCUCUUAUUUACUCUA